This is a messenger RNA of Sitophilus oryzae (rice weevil), 331 nucleotides long. Its product is annotated as thyroid transcription factor 1-like. The transcript has 2 exons. The annotation marks the transcript as partial. Lineage: Eukaryota; Metazoa; Arthropoda; Insecta; Coleoptera; Curculionidae. The record is from RefSeq and is a predicted model, not a curated record.
GGGCAUCUGGGUCAGGGAUCGCUCAGCCAUCUUCAGCAGUUACACCACAGCACUCCGUUCAGCGUUACAGACAUUCUCAGUCCUAUCGAGGAGUCGUAUAGGAAGCUGGAAUUGGCGGCCAAUCCGCCAUCACCGUACAGAUCAACCUCAAGCGGAAGCAGUAUAAAUUCUCCGGGUAUCACAGGAACUGGUCCGUGCAGUAUGAACGGCGGUUAUCCCGUCAUGGGCCAGUUCGGCGGUGGCCAGUACUGCCCAGUGUCCGAAAAUUUGGGUCUUGCCUCCCACUACUCUUCUGGAUGGUACCAAAGCUCAGCGGACCCCAGAUUUGCAA